This is a messenger RNA of Dibothriocephalus latus, 357 nucleotides long. Lineage: Eukaryota; Metazoa; Platyhelminthes; Cestoda; Diphyllobothriidea; Diphyllobothriidae. The record is from the annotation of a GenBank genome assembly.
AUGGGCAAUAUCCUCCGUUUACUUACAAGUCGUUCGGAGGAAAUCAAGGAUGAUUUGGAUAUCUUUGUGGACUUCGAAAAUUGUCAGCCGUCCCAAGAAGAAUAUGAUCUAUGGCUUGAAAUAAACGAGAAACUUGCACACACUGAAGAUGUUCUACGGCUGGUUCAAAAUUAUCCUGGCGCAGCAGCAGAGAUUCGCACCGCUAUUGAGAGGUACUCUGAUGCCAAUGCACAACUUCAGGCCUGGAAAGUCCUCUGUCCACUUGCACAACAGCUGCGUUUUUGCUACGACUUCGGCGUCGAAUUAGGUAUGCCACACUGGCAUUCUCUUGCUCUUAAUUUAUCAGAAAUAAUUUAA